Cicer arietinum (chickpea) is the source of this 1468-nucleotide messenger RNA. RefSeq names its product DNA-directed RNA polymerase V subunit 7. NCBI's taxonomy places the organism in Eukaryota, Viridiplantae, Streptophyta, Magnoliopsida, Fabales, Fabaceae. The record is from RefSeq and is a predicted model, not a curated record. Gene Ontology annotation, molecular function: single-stranded RNA binding; single-stranded DNA binding. Gene Ontology annotation, biological process: DNA-templated transcription initiation.
AUUAUUUUUCUGUUGCACAUAUUUAACAAUGCUUCCUCUUUCGAGGUUAUCACUUACACACACAAUUUGAUUUUGAACUUUUCUGUUUCUCUUAGCAAUAUAUUAAUGUGCAUUUCUUUCUUCUUUAGUUUUUUCUUUUCUUUCAAUUUUCUCCAACUAUGUGUGUUUGUAUAAAAAUCUUUAUUCAACUUUUUUCUAAAUUCUUCCCCAUUGUGUACUGGGCUUUGUGGCCAAAAUUACUUGCUGGAGAAUAAAACACUACUAUGUAGGUUUGUCUCAAUUUUGCAUGUAAAUUUUUCAACCUAUUAUGCAUUUUAUUUUGGAAAAGUGAUGCUACAAUUUAUGUUCGUGAUUUGGUUACAUCCACUUGUAUAAACAGCUUAAUUAUGGGUGUAUAAGUGCUUAUGUGUAAACUAUUUAUUUAACAAAAGAUUAAAUAAAGUCAAACUGUUUUCAUACAAGUUAUAACUUCUAAAUUGUUUGCAUAAGCUAUCUCUACGAGCUUCUUGAAAUAAGCUGAAAAUAAUUUUUGGACAUGUUAUAAUUUGUUUCCGUAAGCUCUCUCAACAGUGUCACAUCUACUUAUCCUACUAGAUAAGCUCAAAUAACUCACUCCAAACUUACUCUUUAGAACUAGCUAUGCUUCUACUGCAGCAGCAAUUAUAAUAUUCUGAGGAAUACAACAAUGUUUCUCAAAGUCCAGCUUCCUUGGAAUGUCAUAAUUGCUGCAGAAAACCUCAAACCAGGUAGUCUCAUGCUUCAACGGGCAAUCCUCAUCCGCCUGCUAAGCGACUUCGCUGUGAAAAAGGCAACAAAAGACAUGGGAUACUUUCUUGUAGUGACUACACUGGAGAAAAUAGGAGAAGGGAAAGUCAGACAACAUACCGGGGAUGUACUCUUCCCUGUUGUUUUUAAUGCCAUUACCUUUAAGAUUUUCAAGGGUGAGGUAUUGGAAGGUGUGGUCCACAAAGUUCUGAAGCAUGGUGUUUUCAUGAGAAUUGGUCCAAUUGAGAAUGCCUAUCUCUCGAGUAGCAAGAUGCCUGGUUACGUGUAUGUUCUCGGUGAAAACCCAUACUUCAUGAAUCAGAAAAUGCCUAAGAUUGCAAAAGACGUCAAAGUUCGAGUUGUUGUGAUUGGUACAAAGUGGAUGGAGGCAGAGAGGGAGUUUCAGGCACUGGUCGGUUUGGAAGGAGAUUAUCUGGGACCAAUUUCAUCCCCUGAUAUGUAGCUGCAUUUUCUUGUAACUAAACAUUGCAGUGUAAGUUUGUUAGUGAAAGCAACCACAUUUUGCAUCAGGGCUUCAUAUUUUGCUUUCCGGGUGGGCAAAUCAUGGAACCAUCAAUCAAACUAAUGCAGUGGGGUUUAGUCUGUAAAUAAAUACCAGAUGUGUACUCUGUAUAUGCCUAUUGUUCCUUAUCGUUAUUUGUCUUUAUCAGUCAACUAAACACUGUUUACUUGUCAAAUUAUA